Molecule: messenger RNA, 1890 nt
Organism: Monosiga brevicollis MX1
Lineage: Eukaryota; Choanoflagellata; Craspedida; Salpingoecidae
Exons: 5
Coding region: 1-1890 (629 amino acids)
Biological process (GO): potassium ion transmembrane transport
Cellular component (GO): membrane
Molecular function (GO): voltage-gated potassium channel activity
Source: RefSeq, a predicted model, not a curated record
AUGGAUCACAGCGAGUUUGUGGUUGAGGUUGUGGGCUUGGCCGACCCGGCUGCGCAUCAAGACCAGGAUCAUGAUCGGCAGUCUGGUCACGUUCGAUCAAUAAUGACACCCGGCCGCAAGCUGGUCUUGGACAUCAAGGAGGCUGUCGAGUUUCCCCUUCAGGCCUAUGCAGCCGUUCAUCCCCAACGCCCCGUGCCAGUCGAUGAGAUUGAUCUAUGCUACAUGGAUGGCACUUGCCUUGAUUUGAGCCAAGAGGCCGACCUUCGCGUGCUCAAAGUGCUGGCCACCGACACCCUGCGGGCACGCGGCCUACCCAUUUGCCUGCUGGUCAAGCUCGGGUCGGAAUCAUGGUCUGAUCAGGUAUUGUCGGCGGUGCCCGAGUACCUUGGAACCUCACCUGCGCCGCCUCCAGUUGCCCGCGAUACCACCACCACGCCGCUCACACCGGCAGGGUAUCUCCUGGUCGAGGCUUCCGUCAAGGCCGAGGCGGAACGCGUUCGUGAGGAGCACGCCAAGCGUGUCGUCGAUGGUCCAAGAGUUUCUUUUAAUUUUGCUCAGGAACCGCGUCGCACGGCCGUCACCACCUUUCCCGUUGCUAUUGGGGAGGCGCCCAGCACUACGCUGGAGGCCGAGACGGCAGCAACGGGUGAUGACGACCUGGCGCCCGUCUUCUCGCCCUCCGAGGGGGACGGUGACAACAUCAGCGAUGUCCUGACGCGCUCUUCAGCUUUUGAUUUUGACAACCCUGCAUUUCUGAGCGACGAAGAGUUGGCGCUCCGCUCAGUCUCCGAUGACGAUGAUGACCGUAACAGUGACUGUAUCUGGUGGCUCAAGGCGAAUCACCCCAUCUCUCGCUUCUUUGAAAUCUCGACCAUGAUCGUUAUUUUGAUUUCGGUGUGUGGCUUUGUGUUUGAAACACUUCCCGCCUACCGCCUCGGCGACGAUGGCGAGCCGCGCACAGACAACCACCCGACCUUUUUUACCAUUGAAUCCGUUUGUAUUGCGUGGUUCACGAUUGAGUAUGGCAUGCGCUUCUACGCGGCGGGCCCGACCCGCUUGACCAAGUGGAUGUGGGAGCCCAUGAAUCUGAUUGAUCUCAUUGCCAUCCUACCGUAUUACAUUGGGCUGGGCCUCAAUUCUUCCGGGGCGUCAAGCGUAGCCGUUGUCCGUAUUCUUCGACUCACCCGUAUCUCCCGCCUUCUCAAGUUCAGCCGUCACUCGGAGGGGUUGCAGGACAUGAUUGUGUGUAUUUCCAAAUCGUCAAAGGAAUUGGUGCUCCUCUUCCUCAUCACCAUUGUCGCGGCAACGCUCUUUGGAUCAGCCAUCUUUUACUGUGAACAAGAUGCAGAUUCUGGGUUUAUCAGUAUUCCAGAGGGCAUGUGGUGGGCUGUGGUCACCAUGACGACCGUUGGUUACGGUGACAUUUCGCCAACCACGACGCAGGGCAAGAUUGUGGGUUCUUUGGUGGCCAGCAUCGGCGUGGUGCUUAUGGCCAUUCCCGCCGGCAUCUUCAUCUCCGAGUUUAUGCGCCUUCAUCAGGAGCGGCAGCUGUCUGACGCCAAGCUCCUUAAGCAUGAGGUCAUUCUGCAGCGUCUGCGGAACCGCAUGGACGAUGUGAACCACUCCAUCAGCGCUUAUGUCUUGGCGCGGGAAGAGCACUCGAAGCGAAUGCAAAUUUACUACCGCAACAAGCUGGCCGACCAGGCAGCAGCAAACAAUGCAAGCACAGGCUCAGAAUCCAGGCGACGCUCUUCCGCCAAGCCGAACAAAUACGAGGGCCAGCUCUACCAGUUGGACAUGGAUGACAUCCAGGUGUCCAACUCCGGCCCCGGUACCUAUUAUCGCGGCACCAUGUUUACCACCUCUGGUGGGGAUCAGCAGGCGUCCUGA